Limulus polyphemus (Atlantic horseshoe crab) is the source of this 3213-nucleotide messenger RNA. RefSeq names its product LIM/homeobox protein Lhx2-like. Lineage: Eukaryota; Metazoa; Arthropoda; Merostomata; Xiphosura; Limulidae. The record is from RefSeq and is a predicted model, not a curated record. Gene Ontology annotation, biological process: regulation of transcription by RNA polymerase II; neuron differentiation. Gene Ontology annotation, molecular function: DNA-binding transcription factor activity, RNA polymerase II-specific; RNA polymerase II transcription regulatory region sequence-specific DNA binding. The transcript is spliced from 7 exons. The coding region runs from base 623 to 1744 and encodes 373 amino acids. Gene Ontology annotation, cellular component: nucleus.
UAGUUUGUUUAAACAAGCCAAUCUCGCACCAAGCUUAUAGACCUAUAAACAAUAAUAGUACUUAUUCAUGCUCUAGUCGAUUGUCUGAGAAAGCUGAAGAUAGAAGAAUAAGGUUUAAGAAAAAUACUCGACUUGAAACUUAGCUGUUGUUAGAACCAUCGGCCUCCUUUGAAUUAUACAAUCAAGUGGUACGACUUAAGUUUCAACGAGUUCCACGAAACUUUUUAUACUUUUUAACACAGAUAAUAAGUGAGGAGACUCAGGUGGGCUAGAGAAAAAAAUUGAGUAGUGGAAUUAAUAUUUUCGAAUCACAUAGUGCUUGCCUGUAAAGACGAGCCUGGAGUAGGAUUUGAGUAGGAAACCCGAAACGUCGUUGUCAACACCAGAACCCAUGAAGUAGUCGCAGUGCAAAAACACAGUUCCUGAGACAGCUUUAUUGCCCAAUUCCUCUCUAAAAUAGUCUAAAUUUCAUUUAGAGCAUUCAGUUUUAGAAACUUCAGACUGUUCAGUGAAAAAAAACAAAAAAACAUGCAUUUUUAAUUAUAAUUCUGGAGAGGAGGGAUAUACGUUUUGGCAUUCAAUUUCGACUGCCACCUCAAGCUUGAGAACUAAGAGUGCUGAAAUGCCAACGCUGUGCGGAUUAGACGAGACAACCAGUGGAAUGGCGGCAGUGUGCUCGGGAUGCAACGGAAGAAUUAUGGAUCGUUACUACCUCAUGGCUGUAGACCGACAAUGGCAUGUUAAUUGUCUCAAAUGUUGUGAAUGUAAACUUCCUCUGGACUCCGAACUAACUUGCUUCUCCCGAGACGGGAAUAUCUACUGUAAGAAAGACUACUACAGAUUAUUUUCUGUGAAAUUGUGUGCAAGAUGUCAUCUGGCAAUCAGUUCAACUGAGUUGGUGAUGCGUGCUCGGGACUUCGUGUACCACCUCCACUGUUUCACUUGCACGACUUGUAAUAAGCCUUUCACUAAAGGGGAAUAUUUCGGCCUGAAAGAUGACGCCAUUUACUGCCGUUACCACUAUGAACUACUGAUACAGUACACGUAUCCAUACAACGCUUCCAGUAGCGAGGUUACUUCUACGACAACGUAUUCCGAAUACGACCGACCUACGCACGAAGACACUGCAAUUAACAACAAUCUUUGUUCGUCUGAUGUUUGCGAACUUACUGGGCUAAGCUCAAUCUGUCACACGGCAAGCUCAGACUCAUCUAGUGUAACAUACCCACCGACAAAAGGAAGACCGAAAAAACGAAAAGGGACCAGUUUGAUCACGAACAGAGGAUCAACCAACAAUUGUGCCGUUGAAGAAACAUGUGGAGUUAUCGCCUCCCAAGAAACGUCACUUCCAAGAUUCCAGCAUACAACCGGGAUUAGAAAUACGUCAGGAAAAAGACCAAAACGCCUGCGUACUUCUUUUAAACACCAUCAAGUGCGAACUAUGAAAUCUUAUUUUUUAAUCAACCAUAAUCCUGAUGCCAAAGAUUUGAGACAAUUGUCUCAAAAAACAGGACUUAGCAAACGGGUGCUUCAGGUCUGGUUCCAAAAUGCACGAGCAAAAUGGAGAAGAAACUUACUGCGCCAGCAGACACAAGGACCUGAAGUUGCACAAGAAUCAAAACCACUGGUGGAAAUGACGUCACAAGAGACGUUGCUCAGUGUUCAGAGACCAUCAGCUGAACAACACCUCACCCCGAUCACACAAGAGGAACAGAAUGUUUAUACGUAUACAAGCGUAUUCUGAGUAUAGGUAGUAAUUUGCUAUUAUAUUUGGUUUUAAAGCUUAGCACCGAACUCGUUAAAGUUAGGGUUCUGUGUCAUGGUUUAAUGCUAUAUUGGACAAAUAGAGAAAAAGAAAUCCCGUAGCUCAACGUGAAAACAAAGAAAUAUUUGACUCCGGUUGGCCACGCGCAAAGUUCUCAUAGAAGUGACAGAGAACAGGACAGAUGUGUAUUAUUAAACCAACCAAUAAACGUAUGCUACCCUUCUCUUGUAGCUACUUGGCUAUAUUAAUUACCUAUGCAUGGCCAAACGUAAAAUCACUACUAUCAUUGGUUUGUUGAUUGUUAUUUUAACUGAACAAAAAGUCAAAAACUAUAAAGGAAACUAAACUACAAUUUUACCUCAAAUGAAUAUUAUUGUGUCAUCACGGCCAAUUAAAACAUCUUUGCUCUCUUGCAGUAACAACACAAAUGAAGUUUGACAGAAUGAAAAUCAUAAGGUUAAACUUUCCGUCAGUGAAUGAUGAUAGUAUUAGUCGAUUAAGCAUCUUUUUAAGCGAUUCAUGUAAAAUUUGUGCGAGAUGAAAAGUAAUUCAAAGACGAGCAGUAAAGUAUUGUCCAAUAAAAUAUACCCAUAGUCGACAAGCUUCUUAAUAGGAAGUGAACGAAGCAAUAACAAUGGAAUAUUGGUUUUAUAAACUUAUGAUGAAAUAGGUUUCUUAAAUAGUACGUGCAGUCCUGACCACAGGAAUAAUUGUAAAUGCUAUAAAGCAAUAUAUACGUUAUUGACUGUACAUAUUACGCGAGGGAAGGAUUUCGAUAUGAAUUUAGCCUAAAUAUUGUAUUAUUUAUUAUGCAUGUUUUCAUAUUUAAAUACGAUUGUACAUAGUGUACGGGAUAUAUUUACGACGGCAACGUCCACGUACAAAUCAGGAAAUAUUAAGUGAAUUGCGUCAGAAAUUGGGCAAGUCAUUAACAAAGUUUAGAAUUCAGCAUACGUAUACUGUUGCAAAAGUGAUAUACCAUUCUCAAUUCAAGCUAUAAACGUGUCAGCAUUUACUAUUAAAAGAAUGUAGUAUUUUGCCUGAUGUCGAACGUAUGUUAAGUAUAAAUAUGAUAUUUAUCAUAUUUAGCAGAGUAAUUUGUUUCCAUUUUCAAAAUAAUUACAGGACGAUUAUGUUAUACGUAAGAAUAAAGUUGGUCAAUAAUUAUGUUUGUUAUCUAUAUACUUAUAGUGAAAGGCACUUUGCCAUUUAUCGUUAAAACAUGUUGAAUACUUCAGAAUUCAUUGUGUUGGAUGAGUGAAUAAUGUACGUGUCAAUAUUAAGCCUACUUUGUAAUGCAACACUGCUUGUGGUUAAAAUGUAUUCUUCCCCAAUUAUAAUUUUAAGGUUAACUUCGACAUUUCAGUGCAAUUUUCAUUUGGAAUUUAUAUUGGUUAUUGAUCAGUAAAUUCAAUGGAUGUAGACGUUAAACAUGUUUAGAAGUAUGA